AUGGCUUCCACUACCUUGAUGACAUUUCUUCUGUGCACCAGCCCCCAUGUCAAGUCGGUUAAGUUGCUGGGGUCUUGGGACAAUUUCUCCCAGCCCUAUAUCAUGGAAAGGGAUAAGCGCGUUGGCGCGGGACAGUGGAGGGGAUGUCACACCUUCUGUAACAUAGUGUGUGACGGCUCGCCAACCCAUAUGACGCCCGCACGCUCUGGAGGACUCAAAAUGGGUGGCACUUACUGGUACUACUACUUGUUGGAUGACGAUGUGGAAUACUAUAAUGAGGCUGAGCCUGUGACCACGCACUGUCCUCUCCUGCCGGGUCAACCGGUCAAUGUUCUCAACGUCCCGGUCAUUCUCCCGGAUACGUUUCCCACUCACACUCAUGCGAGGAGUCCCAGCCUACAGAAAGCGGAUCAACGAACUAUGAAUCCCGAUGACAAGUACAUGAAUCCUCGAGAGCCGCCGAAGCCAAAGCUUCCUCGUCUUCGCACCUCUCCUCCGCUGUUGCAGCAACCAACCCCGGCUUGGUCAUUCAGCACAUCCCCUCUUGGUAUCAUCACUCACAGAGGCGCAUCGCAGCCUAGUAGUGCAACGCCCAAGGCGAAAGGCCUGGAUACACCAAGAGCCGCUGGGUGCAAAACUGCUCGUUCUGUGUCCCCGCCUAGAUCCAGGGGUCUUCGCGCCGCAUUUCGACAUUGGAAUGCAUCUUCGCCGGAUCUGGGAUCUACGGACGAACAUGAAGGCCAUGCCUCCAAGCCUGCCGCAACUCAUGGGCUCAAGGGCCUAUUUCUUGGCAGACACGAGGAGCAUUCCCGUUUUGGGGUUCACCUGGGUACUGCUUUCGAGCACUCUUCAUCCAUCGAUCUCAAUAAAGACUUUCAGCGCCCAGCAGAUUCUCUACCUCAAUCAGCAAUAUCUGGAGAUCGCCGCUCAAUGCCUCUGACAAUCCAAGACCGACGAGCAUUGAACUCAAAAGUUGCGGAGCACGGCUCGCCCAGGGCGCCUCUGACCCUGCAGGCAAAGCCCGGAAGCGGGGCUUCUGGGUACACCGCAACCCAGGGGACACAUCUGAAUGUUCGUAGAAGAUCACUUCCCUUGGAAUCCCCGUCCAUCUUGCCGACAGCAAUUGGGCCAUCAUCCGAUUUCUCUACUACCCCGACCGGUUUCACUGCCGGAGAGAAGAGACUCCCAACGCUUCCAAAUUCGCCAUCAUCAGUGAUGGAUGAAGCAUUACGGGAUAUCGAUGCCAGACAGAAGGCCCUUGAUUUGGAGGCUCUAGGCAGCCAUUUCUCGGAUUUCACCGAUACUGAGUCUGUCGCUGGCAGCUCCUUUUGUGAACGAAGCCAUUUUUCCGAGUGGAGCGCGGAUACGGAUGUUCUAUCCCCUGGGUCUAUGACGUGCUCAUUUGCUCUCAAUCAUGACGCUCAGGCAGCUUCCAAUACUGAAGCCACUGAGACCAUGGACUUCCUCACAGCGUCCAUACCUGCCGAACUGAGUGACCCGGACACCCCUCAUCUCACUGUCCACUCUAGAUCAGCGGCUACCUCAGUCGCGGGCGAUUCGCCUCGCUUGGAUCUCCCUCUUCCUCGCCUUACAAUCUCAUUAUCUCCCUCUGAUCUCGACAUUCCAGGUCUCUAUAUUGAUGAUGAGGAUUGCGUGGAGAGCAAUCCCAAGCGACACGCGGCCUUUUUCGGGGGCGAUGAAUCAAUCAAGGGUCUCGGCCUUAUACAAAGUCCCGACCCUUCUUCGCUGCAAUUUUCUGAGGAUGUGAAAGGCGAGACAGCAGUUCGCCCUAGCGAAGGAGUGGCUGCGUCCAGCCGGAAUUAUGACCGCUUCAGCAGAGUCUCAUUGCUGGGUCAGUCUGCAGCGAUGCGCGAAAUGAUGGACGAGCUGAGCUAUCUGAAGACCAUGAUAGAAUCUGGGUCCAGUGAAGAUAUCUGA
Molecule: messenger RNA, 1938 nt
Organism: Aspergillus ibericus CBS 121593
Lineage: Eukaryota; Fungi; Ascomycota; Eurotiomycetes; Eurotiales; Aspergillaceae
Exons: 3
Coding region: 1-1938 (645 amino acids)
Source: RefSeq, a predicted model, not a curated record